Messenger RNA from Aspergillus wentii DTO 134E9, 1483 nucleotides. RefSeq names its product triglyceride lipase. Lineage: Eukaryota; Fungi; Ascomycota; Eurotiomycetes; Eurotiales; Aspergillaceae. The transcript is spliced from 9 exons. The coding region runs from base 45 to 1070 and encodes 341 amino acids. Gene Ontology annotation, molecular function: triacylglycerol lipase activity. The record is from RefSeq and is a predicted model, not a curated record.
AUAAUUUUGUUCAAAACCGUGUAUAAAACAAUUGCAUUGGGAAUAUGGGGUAUGCUUCCACUAUUAUUAAUGUGACAAGGAGAAGCAGGCUUGUUAACUACCAUUUCGUUCAUUUCAAUCGCUGUUCGACCCGAGGCUUGCAUCGCUUCCCACAUAGAGGCAGUCCACAUAAACAUCCAGAUGCACACGUUCUCGAUCCUCGCCUAGAGGAUCUGGGAAGUGUUAUUAGGGAUGAAUAUGAGGUGAUACGUGACACUUACGAAACCCCAAAACAUCCCGUUGUUCUUGCGCAUGGCCUGCUGGGAUUUGACGAGCUGCGUCUGGCUGGCCCAUAUCUUCCCGGGGUGCAGUACUGGCGGGGAAUCAAAGAAGCAUUGUCGAUGAAGGGUAUUGAAGUCAUUACGGCGACAGUGCCCCCGUCCGGAUCCAUUGAAGCGCGCGCAGAGGAAUUGGCAAAAGAUAUCGCUAUCGGGGCGCGUGGGAAAAGUGUUAACAUUGUUGCUCAUAGCAUGAGUGGACUUGACUCGAGAUAUAUGGUUAGCCAUUUACGACCAACAGAUUUCAAGGUCUUGUCGCUGACUACCAUUGCAACUCCCCACAGAGGUUCUGCAGUUGCCGAUUAUGCCUUUGAGCAGAUUGGAGCUGAACGUCUGCCUCAGAUAUACUAUGCCCUCGAGCGACUCAAGGUUGAGACUGCAGGCUUUUCACAGUUGACACGCAAGUAUAUGGUGAACACAUUUAACCCGACAACCCCAGAUGUUAAAGAUGUGCGUUACUAUUCAUAUGGAGCAGCAAUGCAGCCGAGCUUCUGGUCUGUCUUCCGCCUAUCUCAUCGAAUCCUCCAAGAAACCGAAGGGUACAACGAUGGGCUGGUCAGCGUUGCCAGCAGUCGAUGGGGAGGAGAACAAGGCUACAAGGGCACAUUAGUCGGAGUGAGCCACUUAGAUCUCAUCAAUUGGAGUAAUCGAUUGAAGAGGCUGGCUGGGGAGAUCACAGGCAACAGGCAAAAGUUCAACGCUAUUGCAUUCUACCUUGACAUUGCGGAUAUGCUGGCCAAGGAAGGUCUUUGAAUUUGCGCAGCAACCGGACCGAAGAAUCUUGAUGCCUAGAGACGACGCUGGAAGAGAGAAUCUACUAUUGAUAUUAAUGACUCCGUGAUACCCAAUAAGAGAAAAGUGAUGAUGACAUCUCCAGACGGCGAUGGAGAAGAGCCGUUGUAUUAACUGCGCAAUAUCCUUGGUUAGAAGACUAUUAUCCCGGUUGUUGACAGUGGCGGUGCCUGCUAGAUGAACCCGAGGGUGGCUUUGCAAACGCCCAGACCAAAAUAGAACCACAUUCACGAACAAAAAGAAUCAGGAAGAAUAAAUAAAAUCGUAUGAUAGACGAGAAAAUAAGAAAUAGUCAAACGGUCAUGUUAAAUCUUAUCCAUAUUCCAGCUGAAAGAAAUACCGAAUGUAACUCCGGACUGUUGAUUCUCCUGCCC